CUCCCUUAAACCCUUUUCAACUCUUCUCCUUGUUUCACUUUCCUCGGUCCAAAAAAAAAAAAGCUCUUUUUCUCUCUCCUAAAUCACAACAAUGGCGAUACUCUCAGAUUACGAGGAAGAAGAACACCAACCACAACCAGAAAAGAAGCAACCUUCAAAGAAAUUUUCAGCAACUUUCGAUCCUUCGAAUCCGCUAGGGUUUCUUCAAUCUACUCUCGAAUUCGUCUCAAAAGAGUCCGAUUUUUUCGCUAAGGAAUCAUCUGCGAAAGAUGUUGUUUCUCUGGUUCAGAAAGUGAAGGAGAAGUACAUUGAAGAAGUCGAGAAUAAGAAGAAGAAGCUUCUAGAUGAAUCUGCCGCCGCCGCCGCCGCCGCUGCUGCUGCUGCGUCGUCGUCUUCAUCUGAUUUGGAGAAGAAGGUUGAUGAUAAUGAGAGUGCGGAAGAGACAGAGAAAUCUAAGUACAAAGCUCCAAACAGUGGGAAUGGUCAAGAUCUCGAGAACUACUCAUGGAUACAGUCCUUGCAAGAAGUUACUGUUAAUGUUCCUGUUCCACCUGGAACAAAGUCUAGGUUUAUCGAUUGUCAGAUAAAGAAGAAUCAUCUGAAAGUUGGCCUCAAGGGUCAGCCUCCCAUCAUCGAUGGUGAAUUGUUCAAGCCUGUUAAGCCAGAUGAUUGUUUUUGGAGUUUGGAGGAUCAAAAGUCAAUCUCUAUGCUGCUAACAAAGCAUGAUCAAAUGGAGUGGUGGAGAAGUCUGGUCAAAGGUGAACCUGAAAUCGACACUCAGAAGGUUGAACCUGAGAGCAGUAAGCUGUCUGACUUGGACCCUGAAACAAGGUCAACUGUUGAGAAGAUGAUGUUUGACCAAAGGCAAAAAUCCAUGGGCUUGCCCACAAGUGAUGAUAUGCAGAAGCAAGACAUGCUGAAGAAGUUCAUGUCCGAGCAUCCGGAAAUGGACUUUUCUAACGCGAAGUUUAACUAGAUAUCGAUGUCGGUAUGGACUAUGAUUUUUUGGGUGGCAAAUUCUCGAAACAGGAACUGAAGAAAGCUUUUGUUAUGUCUAAUACUGAGCUUGUUCAUAGUAGUUACAGUCUCUAGGGUAGAUGUCUCAUGAAGAGGGGAACAUUGCUUUUUGUUUAACUCUUAUUUAUAUGCAAGUGAUAUUCGGUUUGCUAAGCAGUACAUUCGUGCAUCCUGCGCUUGAUUCGGGUCCUGUUCAAUCAUAUAUGUAAUGUUAUAGCUGCAAGUAUGACUCUUUUUUUAUGAUUUCGUUCUUUUAA
Molecule: messenger RNA, 1274 nt
Organism: Beta vulgaris subsp. vulgaris (sugar beet)
Lineage: Eukaryota; Viridiplantae; Streptophyta; Magnoliopsida; Caryophyllales; Amaranthaceae
Product: protein BOBBER 1
Exons: 6
Coding region: 92-976 (294 amino acids)
Biological process (GO): protein folding
Cellular component (GO): cytoplasm
Source: RefSeq, a predicted model, not a curated record